This is a messenger RNA of Formica exsecta, 3046 nucleotides long. RefSeq names its product WD repeat-containing protein 60-like. The transcript is spliced from 16 exons. Gene Ontology annotation, cellular component: cytoplasmic dynein complex. Gene Ontology annotation, biological process: intraciliary transport. Gene Ontology annotation, molecular function: dynein heavy chain binding; dynein light chain binding. NCBI's taxonomy places the organism in Eukaryota, Metazoa, Arthropoda, Insecta, Hymenoptera, Formicidae. The record is from RefSeq and is a predicted model, not a curated record. The coding region runs from base 76 to 3045 and encodes 989 amino acids.
CGCUGUAGUCGCAUUAGUUUACAUCAUGGUUGCCCUACGAUCGCUCGCAGUUGUCAACGCCGAUCAAUUUGCAUAAUGUCCAAUAAAGGAGCUACUAAGAAAACUGAACUUAAAGAUGAAGUUAAAACACGUACGCGGUCAAGAUCUAAAGUUCUAUCAAGCAAGGAAGGCGAUGCAGAAACGUCGAAAAAAUUGGAAUCUAAUCUUCCAAGAAAAUCUCAAACCAUUGAGCAUAGAGGAGAUGGGGACAAAUCAAAACUGUUACAGAAUUCCAUAACAAAUAGAACACGAUCAACUAGAAAUAUUAGUAAGCCAUCUAUUGGAUCUUCUCAGAUUAAGACUAUCAAGCAAAGUUCUUCGUCCUCAACAUUGAAAUCUAGUCCACAUAAUGCUUCAUCUAGUCACUUGUUAACAAAAAAGAAUAUAAAUUCCAAGACAAAAUCUGAAAAUGCUAUUAAAUUGAACGACGAUAGUACGAUCAAGAAGAGGAAAUCUAGAGAGCAAACGGGAUAUUCAGAAAAAAGAGGCGUUAGUACAGUAUAUAUGUCAAAGCCAAUUGCAAACAAGCUUAAUAUUAAGUCUAAGGAGAAGACUGUAUAUCGAACAUCGAGAGAUAAGGAAAAAUUGCAAGAUUCUUCUGUAUUUGGUCAAGCUAAAUCACAACUGUCAUCCAGAGAGCGUAGGAAAUCCAGAACACUAAGUCCCAGUGAAGUAAGAAUGCUGCAUAGUGCUGUAAAGAGACCGGAGAUAGCAGAAAAAAUAGAGCAGAAGAAAAAUAUCACAACAGAUCCACCUGAUCAUCCUGAUGCACAAGCAGAUUCGGAUCAGGCAGACUAUGAUUACGAGGACGAUUUUGAGGAUUAUGAAUCGGACUUUCAAGAAUGCACCGACAGCGAUCCUUCCUUAAUUAGCGAAAAGUCAGAUAGCAGUGGAAGUAAUUCCCAUCUAGAACCUAUCGAACUGCGUUCCCGAGAAAAGAAGAGCACGGAACAUAUGAAAGUCGAAGAGGAACGUAUGCUCGAUUCGGGACACUACGAUCUCGCGGAAGCGAGAAAACGGGCGGCACGGGUAGAAUCUAUGCUCGUAAAUCAAUCCAACACGCCGCCGUUACCUGAAUUAAGAGAGCCAAUUGGCAAAACAUUUAGUGAUGACAGACCGGUGGAAAAUAAAUCUUUGCCGUCAUCUACCGAUGAAGGUUUCGAGGAUAGUCGCUCCGGGGAUUUUAUUAGAUCUCCGCCAUUGUCGCAAAUACCAUUUAUCGAUUUUCGUAAAUCGAAAGAAAACCAAAGCGAAGAGAAUUUACGAAAACUUCGAAGCAGAGGCGAGGAAUUAUUGGAAAUGAUAAAACUGGAUUUUAUGGAAUGGUCGCUCUUAGAGUGCAGCCCCAUACCUUACGAUGAAUUUAUAAGAAAUUACGGAAAACUAAAUACUCAACAAGUGUGUACUCAAACUGGCGACGAUAAUAUGGACAUCGAGAUACAAACGGACGAAGUACACAGUAAGAAUAAAUGGACUCAAUUCCCUGUAACAUGUAGAAAAGAAUUACGUGACAAACGGGAUAUAAACUUAUUUAGAAUGGAACAAAAUGGUGUCGGAAACGAUUUGGAUGAGCCGGACGAUAUAAAUUUUUUAUUACGGCCAUCAUAUGAUGUAUUACAGUUGAAUGAUUUUCUUAAUCGCGCGGGCACAGUCGUGUUAUCCUUACUGGAAGAGAAAGAACACGGUGGUACCGUUUUUCAAAACAAUGUAGACGGAUUAUCGUUUAGUGAUGGUUUCGUGAAGCUCUCUGUAGAUUCAGUGACAUUUUUAGCUACCAGGCCAGUUAAGAUUAUACACUAUUCAAACAUCUCAAAUAAGAUUCUGCUCACUAUACACGCUCCCGUAGAAGAGGAGAUAGAAACCAUAAGUAGACAGGAUUACAUCACCGAUUGUUGCAUUGGAUGCGUUUGGAACAUUUCCGAACCUUCAAUGCCGAAGAAAUUAUUCUAUUCGCAAAGCUCCAUUACCGCUUGUUGUUUUCAUUUAACGAAUUGCGACAUAGUGUUCGCCGGACUCGAGGAUGGAUCACUGAGCCUCUGGGAUCUGAAGGAUGAUGAGAUGUGGCAUCAGAAAAUUACUGAUAAAGCUAACGAGUUGGAUUGGGUGAUAAGAACCCCCACUUAUACAACAACAGGAAUUACGGAGUUAGAUGCACACACGUCGCAAGUUGUUGCGAUACGUGUGCAAUCAAAAAUCGAGACUAUUUCUGCCAAAGAAAGAAGCAACAAGUUUGUUCCUAUUCAGAUAUGUAGUUUAGACGAGGAUGGUUAUCUUAUAAUAUGGAGUAUUGUACACAAUAUGGGUAUAAAUAUCGAUGAUUUGGGACUCUCUCACUGGGGUAACAUAAGGCUUGUAAAGAAUCAGAAAAUGUCUUUAACAGAAAGAAACAAGGAGAUAAUGAAUACAUUUAUCGAUAUGCAAGUGGAUAGCGCAAAUACAAAUAAUAUUUAUGUCGUAACUAACAACACUAAUGUUUUGCAUGCUACUUGCAUCGGUAACAAAACUAAUCCAUUAAUGUACAAACCAACUGAAAUAAGUGAAUGUGGUAGUUCAACUUGCAUCGAUGUCUGUCCUUUUAGUCAAUCAUUUUUCUGGAUCGGUUGUAAUGACGGAACGAUUCGACUUCAUUACUUGAAUACGGAGAGACCGAUCGUACAACUGAAAAAUGAACAAUGUAUAGAUAAAAUUAAAAUUUUGCAAUGGUCAAAGACGAAACCGCUGACUAUAUACAUCCUGGACAAUAAUUCUCGAAUUCAUGUAUGGGACUUGAGUAAGAGUGACACCGGCCCUGUACAUACGUUGUCUAUGCAAAAGGAGGGAAGUAUAAGCAGCAUGCAGCUAUCCUCUUGCAUAAUGGAUCAAGAUAUGAUGAAUCAAUACUUGGCCUUUGGCACCGAAUCUGGUAAUGUAGAGGUACACAAACUGAAAAAAGACUUCUACUAUUCGAAAAAAGAAGAAUUUUUACAAGAAUUCAACGUGUUUUCGCGAUACGUUUCGGUUCCAUAAA